Gilbertella persicaria is the source of this 581-nucleotide messenger RNA. RefSeq lists its product as uncharacterized. The record is from RefSeq and is a predicted model, not a curated record. The annotation marks the transcript as partial. The transcript has a single exon. Lineage: Eukaryota; Fungi; Mucoromycota; Mucoromycetes; Mucorales; Choanephoraceae.
CUUUUCGAAAUGUUUCCACAAUCACGAUCCACUUCUAUUUCUUCUUCUUGCUCUUCAACAAAGUCCAAUCGUUCCUUCUGGUCGAAGAUCAGUAAACUGUUCCAUAAGUCUCGUUCUUCUUCUUCAGAAUCUGUUCGCAAAAAUGACAACUAUAGCAAUUCUACAUUAUCCACAAAGAGUGCCGAAAUGGAUUCUAAUUCCUCACAAAGACGACACAGAAAGCAAUUGGUCAGUACUGUGGACAACGCUAGUCCACCAUUGAUGAUUCCUCCUUUCAGUCCUACCUAUUUAAAGCAAAAUGAAUUCCCCUAUUCCAACUUUUACGUAAAGUUGCCUGAUGGUCGCUGGAUGGUCAGAUACAGAGAUGGUAAUCGAGACAUUCUUCGUACUGAUAUCAUGGAAGGUUACUUGAUUUAAAUCUCCUUACUUUUACUACUAUUCUAAUUGUUAUAAUGCUAUUUAUUCCAUCUAUACCAAACCGCAAUUCUACUUUUAUUGUUGUAUACCUUUCUUUCUUUCUUUCUAUAUGUAAAUGUUCAAUAAAAUUAUAAAUAUAUAUAUAUAUAUAUUAAUGACUCGAC